Messenger RNA from Bradysia coprophila, 721 nucleotides. It is a transcript of the gene Psf3, whose product is annotated as DNA replication complex GINS protein Psf3. The record is from RefSeq and is a predicted model, not a curated record. Lineage: Eukaryota; Metazoa; Arthropoda; Insecta; Diptera; Sciaridae. Gene Ontology annotation, cellular component: GINS complex. Gene Ontology annotation, biological process: mitotic DNA replication initiation.
GAGGCCGUGGAGGCCGCUUGUUUACGAAGAACAUUUUUUGUUUAUUUUUAUUUAUACCUUUCCGAUUAUCGAAAAAGUAGAACAGCAUGCAAGGAGGCAGUUAUUAUCCAAACUAUUUUUCACUGGAAGACAUCAUUGUGACACAAGAAAAAGUACCGUGCAUUGUUGAUGCGAAUUUAGUUGGAAUGGGUUGCAUCGAUCCGUCAUGUGAAACUGCAGAUCUCACAGUAGGUAAAAAAAUUGAACUUCCACUAUGGUACGCAAUGCAGUUCGAUUCGAACAGUAGAUACAGAAUAUUAAAAGUACAAGUUCCCGAUAUUUUCCAAAAAUUAUCCAAAGACAUUUGUGAGGCCGACGCAAACGCUGUGGACCUGGGUCGCAUGAAUAAAAACUUUUACGAAUUUGGUAGAUAUCUCACUCGUUUCGAUCAUGUGGGGCAUGUGGGGCCAAUGCUCGUAGAGACUUGUCGGCAACGGUCUAGAAAUUUAAUGGACUUAACCAAGGGCAAGGUGAACAAAUUCAAAAACGAGACAAAACUCGACAAUGCGGAAAAGGAACUGUACAUCAAAGGAAGCAAAACUAACGAAUCUUUUUCCAAAUGGCUAUUGGCAGAUGGUGUUACAAUACAAACGGCAGACAUGGUAUCGAAUCAUCGGAAGCGUAAACGAGCGGCCAUUGAUUUAUGAUCCGUGUGUAACAAAUAAAAGUAAAUUUGAUCUUA